AUGGCAAUGAAAUUUAGUCAUGGUUCAGAAGUGGAAAACUCUCUGCCAAAGAUUGUCCCCAGUCUCCUUCGAAAGUUUAGUUCCAGUGGCGGCUAUGUCGCGUUCGGGGACGCGGUAUCUACUUUGCGGUAUCUCAAGGAGGACAGGAAACUCAAGAUUGCAAUCCUGAGCAAUACGGAUUCUAGGAUACACCAGGUCAUCGACGCACUUGGUAUUAAGCGCUACGUCGAUUGGACGGGCUUGAGCGCGGAAAUGAAAACAGAGAAGCCGAACGCCGAAAUGUUCACAAGAGCCAUAGCGAGAAUGAGCAGGUUUGAAGACCAGCCCCUCGAGUUGUCCGAGUGCCUUCAUAUCGGCGAUGAACUCGAAAACGAUUACCAUGGACCGAAAAGAGUUGGAAUGCGAGCACUGCUGCUUCGUAGACCCGGGUACGACAAUAACGUCGACCGGGGAGUAGAAUUGACGAACAUUGAUACUAUUGCCACUUUGGCAGAACUCCAACGGCUAUUUGAAACCGAAUCAUGA
Pleurotus ostreatus (oyster mushroom) is the source of this 525-nucleotide messenger RNA. RefSeq lists its product as uncharacterized. Bases 1 to 525 code for a protein of 174 amino acids. The transcript is spliced from 4 exons. NCBI's taxonomy places the organism in Eukaryota, Fungi, Basidiomycota, Agaricomycetes, Agaricales, Pleurotaceae. The record is from RefSeq and is a predicted model, not a curated record.